Haliotis rufescens (red abalone) is the source of this 1075-nucleotide messenger RNA. Its product is annotated as macrophage mannose receptor 1-like. Bases 406 to 990 code for a protein of 194 amino acids. Lineage: Eukaryota; Metazoa; Mollusca; Gastropoda; Lepetellida; Haliotidae. The record is from RefSeq and is a predicted model, not a curated record. The transcript has 4 exons.
UUUGUAAUUUGGUUGGAUGCCGUGUCAGACGCGAAAAAGAAUCAAACUUAAAUACUGUUUUGCUUCCAUUGACUCCUUUCUCAAUUUAACAGAUAAAUGGUUUAAUGACGUUGGUGCUGUCAAACUUGCAACUUCCUGAUCGUGUGUCUGUAACCUGAUAUUAUCACAAGGAGAGCUUAAGUACCGUGGCGGUAUUUUCACUGUAUCAUCUCAUUUAGGGUUGCGACGGGUACUCGAGUACCCGAUAACGGGUCGGGUAGCUUAGGACUCGAGUCCAAUUUUCAGGACUCGAGUACCCGUUCAGGGGAGAUAACUCUAAUCGCCUUUCGUAACUCGUAAGUCACUUCAAAAUGGACGACAAAGUGGACAAACGUUCAAAUGAUUUAGAGAUUUGUUGGUCACCAAAUGCAGCGAAAACAGGAUGCCAUUGGAAAUCGAGUGACUUCACUUGCAGUAAUAUCACACACCACAGCCAUCAUCAAACCACCAUCGAGUACGGAGGGUCACCUAACAGUUGCGUCGUCAACCGUAACGUCUGUGCCUCCUCCGACAUCAUCACCACUGGCAGUAAGGAGAAUGACAAAAGGCGCCUGCCGGAAGCAUAAUGGCUACACCUUCAUGUCAAGAACCAGCAUGUGCAUACGCCAUUCAACAGGGAAACCCGUUACCUGGUUUGAAGCUCGUCAAAUAUGUAGAGCUGAGGGCGGGGACCUCGUAAAACUAACUUCGUCGUGGAAAGGAAGAGUUUGCCAUGAUUUCGUACAUUACAAACCGGUGAAGAAACCCUACUGGAUUGGCUUGCAGAUGAAUGCUCAUGGUGGCAGAUGGGUUGGUGGAGAUUCCAUGGUAUAUUGUAACUUUAUGUUCAACAUCGUCCCUACUGCCAGUUCCCCUGUGUGUGUUAGGGUCAACAAGGGCCCGUUCCGCAUAUGGAAAAAAGCGGAUUGCAACUCCACUGAUGUUAAGAACCUCGUCUGUGAAAUAGUCUAAACCACAUCUCACUACCGGAUGAAGUGUCACACUGUGAAACUUCGUUUGUGAAAUAGUCAAAUAUAAAAUAAAGACCAAAAGCCUU